CCGGUUAGACUGGUAGCCGACCCCAACAUAGUUGGGAAAAGGCUAGGCCAAUUAUGAAAAUCUUGAUCAAAAUUCUCCGCGUUUAAUGGUCGCUACCACUUAAAUUCUUUUAGGGCCAAAUUUUAAACAAUGUAGACAAAAAGAAACCACUGAUUAAAAGCAUAGUGAAUCCAUACUUUAAAAUAAUUCCUCUUUCAUUUUACCAAUUGACUAUGGGAAUAAAGUCUCUUUAAUAUUAUUUUGAGAACCUACUUACAAAGCUGGCAGAAAACAUUUUAAAUCCUCUUACAAACUGUCAAAUGAAAUUAAACAAGAUUUGGUAACUUCUGGCAGAAAAAGCAUCGAACACAAUUUAUGAUAGGUAUACAGAAAUAGAAAAUUAAAGAAAAAAUUUGCUUGAACUAUGUAAAUGUUAUAUUCGGCGCGUCAUUCAAAACACAUUUCAUUAUUAGGUAUCCUUUAGCGUGAUAUGGAUUUUUUGGAUUCUCUUGAUCUAGAUACUAUUGAUAAAAAGUCGCACCGAGUGCGUUCUUGGUAUCUGUAUGAGCAAUACAAGUCCCUUGAAAGGAGCCAGUUGGAUGCCGCUAAGAAAUUGAAAGAUCGCUCUUACCAAGAAAGAAUUUUACGCCAAGAAUUGUCGGAACGGAAGGCCAGGCGCAAAUUGUACGAUCAAUUCGGACUCUGUCACAGCGAGUCCAGAAUUAAGAAGAAUAUCAGAAAGGGAAGCGCCAAGACGUCGGUCAGUGCGAGUAACGACGACUUCUUUGAAAGUUUCUGUGACUUACAUGAGGACGAACGAGUUACUCAAGUCACUGAAACUGAGUUCUCCGAUGAAACCUUUAGUAACGAUGGCUUAUCGGCGAGCAAAUGCUGUAUAGACGAUUUUAAAAGCGUCGAAGAUCAAAAGGAUGACAACAGCUAUUCGGAGAGCAUCAACAGCGUAGUGGAGAAUUUAAAACCUGACAGUGAAGGCUGCCCACAGCCCGAAGAAAUGGAUUUUACUAAAAAUACUAUGGCGGAGGACAUCAACAUGCAACUUGAGGCUGUUAAGGAGGAUAUCCAGUGUCUGGAAAAGUUAACUGUUCUUGAAGAUGUCGAUAUAAGUUCUGAACAUAGUAGUGUCAAUACUGUUGAAGAGUGUGAGUCGCAGCAUAUUGUGGUUAGCGAGAAAUGUGAGCAGGAAUAUAACAAUAAUGUAGUCGCGAUUUGGUCCCGACUAGUCUCAUUUGCCUAUCAAGUGGUACAAUUAAAUCAUGGUAACUGUUACUGUGACUACAGUUCACAGUUUAUGACGGCGGUGUUGGCUUGUGAUGUCUUACGAAGAGGAGUCAACCGAAUGUGUAAUAUUUUGCAGCCUUACGUCUCACCAAUAAAGUAUGCAACUGAUGAAUCGGACAUGUCUAGAGCGAGUCUUAAAAAUGUGAAACGGAAAAAAUCAGUACAAUCGAGAAAAUUUAGGAAAACAUAUGAUAACAAGCCAUUGGCGAACAAGAAAGCGAGAACGUGGUCAAAUGCAAGACGAUCGAAUAGGAAUUUUUCAGAAAGUGGUUGGCAGCCGUUAUGCAAACAUUCGUUCGAAAAACGAACAGCAACGAAAAAGUCUCGCCGAGCCAGCGAACCAUGGCGUAGUUUUGCAAAGUUGUGUACAUCCAAAGAUUCAAUAAUAAGUCAAUCGUCUUCAUCUUGUAGCAGUACUUGGGCAGAUUCUUUAUCAGAACAGCCUUCCAAUGUUUUACAGAAACCAUGCAAUUGUUGCCUUAAUCGCCAAAAGGCGGUCAAUCCGAUGAUUAAAAUAGCUCAUUAUAUAGACAGCAUAUUAAAGGACAUUGACGACUCUUAACAUUUGUGAAAUUGUUGUUGCACAUUAAAUUAUUGAAACAACA
Molecule: messenger RNA, 1883 nt
Organism: Trichoplusia ni (cabbage looper)
Lineage: Eukaryota; Metazoa; Arthropoda; Insecta; Lepidoptera; Noctuidae
Exons: 5
Coding region: 470-1840 (456 amino acids)
Source: RefSeq, a predicted model, not a curated record